Opisthocomus hoazin is the source of this 225-nucleotide messenger RNA. It is a transcript of the gene ANAPC13, whose product is annotated as anaphase promoting complex subunit 13. Gene Ontology annotation, cellular component: anaphase-promoting complex. NCBI's taxonomy places the organism in Eukaryota, Metazoa, Chordata, Aves, Opisthocomiformes, Opisthocomidae. Gene Ontology annotation, biological process: protein K11-linked ubiquitination. The record is from RefSeq and is a predicted model, not a curated record.
AUGGACAGCGAGGUGCAAAGGGACGGCAGAAUCCUGGACCUGAUCGAUGAUGCGUGGAGGGAAGAUAAACUGCCGUACGAGGAUGUGGCUAUCCCUCUGAAUGAACUUCCUGAACCAGAACAAGACAACGGUGGCACAACCGAAUCUGUGAAAGAGCAAGAAAUGAAGUGGACAGAUUUGGCUCUCCAGUAUCUCCAUGAAAAUGUUCCACCCACGGGAAACUAG